AGGGGUUCUAAAAGUGUCGCAGUGUCUAAUAAUAGAGCCCUGACUGAGCCGUCGUCGUCACCCAAUGCAUGUGUCUAUCGUGCCUGCCUUUUUAUUUUAUCCGUAUGCGUGCUAUUUGUUAAAAGAAUAAGUGGUAUAGUAGUGGCUGGUGGCCAGUAAGUAACGUGCAAUUUCGACAAACUGGAGAAUAUGUGAAGCCGGUUUCAAUGGUGUUAUAUUACGAGCACAAUAUGUGCGCCAAAUAUACACUCUCCGUGACAGUAGAUCGCCAGCCAUCAAUGACUAUGGCCAUUGGUUCCUAUUGGCGCUUCUGCUCUAUUUCUGUCGAUGCUGUGAGGGGCAGAAGCCAGCAAGUCUAUCGACCCAAACAUUGUCCACGUAGGUCAUAUUUCGAACGUCGGUGAUAAACAAGUAAAAGUAUAAAGAUUAUAAUAUCAAAGGUCUGGAUGACUGGCCAGCUUCGAUCGAAAAGUUGAUCGAUCGGAGCUGGCGACCCGUGAACGACUCAAUGAUGAUGUCGCAGCAUCGACCGCCGCGGGCGCCGCCUAAGCCUCUCGGCGGAUCUCCGGGACCUCCGUUAGGAAACAGAAACUCCUCACAGCCAUUGGAGACAGCAGCAGCGGCCGUACAACAACAAGCAUCCUCGCUACUCACAGGUGGCGGGUCUGUGUCAUCAUCAUCGCUUCGGUGCCCUCCGGGCUGGACCCGAUUUGUGAAUCAUCAAGGUCACGUUGUUUACCGAACAGCUCUUGGGCACGAGAUUCAUAACGCAAAGCAGCUCAGAGACUUUCUUCUUUCGGACGUGACAUGCAAAUGUGGAUUACCUUGCCCGCUGAUUAUAGAUAAAUGGUUUGACUUUAGUUCACCUAACUCCAAUGGGGUGACGAGUUCAAGUGUGCUGGUGGCGGCCGCUGCUUCUGCCGCUGCUAUGCCCUCCAUGGACACCUCUUCAAGUGUCGCCGAUACGGUGACGUCUUCUAACCUACAAAGCCCGCAGCUUGUACCCCCUCAUGUACCACUGCCACGAGAAUUAACUUUAGACGAUGGUCGUCGCCAGCUCGACCGGCGAAAGGCACUGCCUAGCAUAACAAGCACAGCUGCACACGGCAUUCCGUCAAUCGGAAUGACUAGUGGAACCACUCGCAAGAAGGCUUCGGUACGGAGAGGGCCCUACGAGGGUCUACUUGUAUCUCAACUGCUUGCUAAACAGAAAAGCAGUGUUAACGCCGUCUGUGCCAGUAGCUUAGAAUGCUUUGGCCAAGCAGAAAUGCACGCGCAACAGACAGCACGUAAGAACGCACACUCUAGCGCUGAUGGUUUUGUUAAACAGAAUUCCGUGUCUACUAGCUGCACUGGACUGGUACUUCAUGAGCAGAACUUUCUGACUACUCCUGUUAUGCCGAGGAACCCGGAUAUGCAGACGUCACAAUCAACCAUUACACCGGUGGUGACUGAAGCAAAUGUUGAGUGUUUUUCGAGGUGUUUAACGGCAACAAUGGCAUAUAACGAAAGCCAUACUGCGACAUCUACAGGUUUAAUAACUGAAAAAUUGGAUCAUGUAUCCUCUCCUCCUUCCCAACACCGUCAACAGCAUCCACAUCUAAUACAAACAGACGGAGCUGAUAAAAAGGCUAUGAUCUUACCAAGCAACCUGGAGCUGCAAACGGGAAGAGAUCAACAACAACCUCUGCUGGCACAACGACAGCAGCAGCAGCAACCAUUGCUUGUAGCAACUGUUGACGCUUCUCAAAUCUACCAGCAACCUCUCCAGGUGUAUUGUUCGCCGACUACUGGUCCAACUGCGCAUGCCGGCACUGGCAUCUUGCUUAGUCCUCAGCAAAGUGCUGAACUUGUAUUGCAAAAUAAUAUUAAUAGCAUUGGUAAUAUGAACAAUCUAGCAGCUGCAGCUGCGAAUAUCAGCAGUCUGAAUGGCCAAGCAGCAAUGAAUGGAAUCGUCAACAGUAUGAUGCAGCACCAUAAUAAUCACACGGUGAACGCCGUUAACCACUUGAACAAUCUUAACGCCUCUGUGAGCAGUAUCAGCAGUGCCCAGGUGCUACUAUCAGCAAGCGCACCCCAGUUGCUGACGUACUCAUCUGUCUUAAAUCCCCUUCCUGUACCUAAUUGCCCAACUGGAGUAUCGCCCAUUACAGUUUUGGGCGUAUCCUCAUCUAUACCUCCAAUAAGUAUUGUCGGGGUUGGACCACCUCAACAGCUUCCUUUAUCGCAAAUGCCGCAACAAAUGCACACCACUUUACAGUUACAAAACCAUCCGCAACUGCUCAGUCCACCACAGACCACUGGCCCUCGACCAAAUCAGACACAGGUGACAACGGGAGGGACCAUUGUAAUGACAGCAGGGCCGUAUUGUGGGCCACCUGUGGGAUCCACAACGGUUAAUACAGUAACCUUAGAUGGAACGGCCACAGCGUCCGUAAACGUGAAUGAUUUUGGUCCGGGAGUAAGAAGAGUGCAGCACGCGCAGUGUUCACAGUAUACACCACCGAUGCCAGCAGGCACAACUCCAAUAGUCCGCCAACAGCAGACACAACUAAAUGGCGGCGCUCUCUGUUCAGUGUCUCUUCCUCUCGCAGGUGAUACAAGUCAGUCGGUGUCUACAGGUAGUAGUGAUAGUGCAGAAAACUGCCCCCCAUGUCCACCCACGUGUGCCACGGUCCAAUUGUACAACGUUACUGCUCUCACUGGCGACGGAAGCGGCGGUAUGGGAACGGUGUUACUACAAACGACUCCACAAGCGUCGGCUCCUGUCCCUGCAACAUACGGUUCGGCACCGGUUCCAUCAACAUGCAGCGCCGUCGAAUAGGCAGACAAGCAGUCAUCACAAUGAACAAGCCAGCAAACGGUAGAAGAUGUCUGUUUAAAUAUUAUGGAUUAUUUUAAAAAACUUUUUCUCUAAUCCCUUCCCUAAAAAAACUACAAAAUACAGUUGUGUGCAUAGGAAAAUAGCAUGUAAAUUAGCAAAAGAUAACAGACAGGUAGAAAAACUCGAGUCCCAUAGAUUCGCAAAAGUCGCGACUCACAAAGUGUGAUUAUACAUGUUUAAUCCGCUUUAUACAGUUAUUUAAUAUUUGGCAUCAGUUACUCGGUUGUUUCCAUAUGCAUAUUCAUCACUUGCGCUAAUCGCGGUUAGUUAUUUACAAGCUAUACUACCUCCAUGGCAUAUCUAAAACUAUACAAAAACGACAUGUUAUAGCUAGCGGCCGCGGCGAGUACACAUUAUACGAACACAUUCAUUACUGUCCAUCCUAGCUGAAUAUAUUUUGCUUAGGCUAUCUAGGAAACCAUCAAGUAGCCAGUGUACAUUUUUCAGUCAUAUUACAUUAAUAAUUUACUUAGUCUAUCCACAUCGUUGGUUUGUCAUGCCGUCGUAUGAGUUUAUAGGUAACCGAAAGUUAACGAGCAUUUUAAGCGAUGUUAUUAACUUGGAAGCGAGUGCUCACGCAUUGGCUUUCCCGUACAGUGCAAUGAAUUAAGUGUGAAAAAUGGACACCUAGCCAUUGAUUGCGAACUACUUGAACGCAACAGUACAUGAAGUUGCGUAGUUUUAGUCGCACUCAUCGUUGUUUCCACAUGUAAAUCAACGCUCUUUUAUAGUACAUACGUUCACAAUAUACAUUGAUAGUCGAUGCGAUGUUACAGUAACAUAGAUGUUUUAUUGUCAGCUGAUAGUCUUAAAUGUAUCAAGUGAACGCAUAAAUUAAGACUAACAAAAUAAUAUCAAAAGGUAGCAGUUAUAAGAGCAAUACGAAAGCAAGCAGACAAGUACACGACCAGGUUGUUAAGAUAUUUUGUAAUGAUAAUGGUGACAAACGACCGAUCGAUUAGUUAAGAAAUCGAUGAUGACGAAUAAGGUGGUGCAUUUGGAAUGAACCGUGUUAUUUAUGAAAUAAUGUAUGACUGACAUCAAAUGACGGGUCAGCAGAAACGGUCAAUGAGAUCUUUUGGUUCUUCGCAAAUACACACCAGAUCACCGCAUAAUCGUCUUGACGCCGUACAGCAUUCUAGAAUUUUUUACUUCAGUUCCAUUAACUGUUUGGCCAAUGUUUUUGCAGCGUUUCGACGAGAAUCUAUUUCUUCAGCAACAACGAUUUCCCUCACUUUUCUGUCUCUAAACAUACACGUCUAUGUUAAUUCCACGUUUGAAUUAAGGUCGAUGUUAAUUCAUAAGCAAAAAAGUUCGGUUCUCUGGUGUGCGGCGUACUAAAGAGUGAGGAUUCGAAUGCACUGAAUCUUAAUACCAUUGUUAAACGAUGUCUGGACAUAACGUUAAAGCCAGUUUAUUUGGCAUUCCAAAGAGGCGCAAGGUUUGGCUAUCUCCUGGCGCGGUGACGCGGUAACACUAAACAUUCUGCAUUUGCGAGCGGUUUUGAUACAAUAUUGAGCAGAGUAAAUAGCCCAGUACUUGACUAAAGCCUUGAAAGAUUUUACUAGCACACCUAAAGCUAAAAUCAUCGUGAUAAUUUUUUAGCAAAGGGUCGGCUAGGCAUAACUAAGAAAAAGCUAGAUUUUGAAGCUUUCAUUCAGCGAAUCUUAAAACUAGCCUACUAUUUUAGGAAAGCUACUAUUUCUGAAAGCGCAAUCCUACUAUAGCAUUUGAACGAAACUCUUGGGUAGAACAGUGCUGCAAUCAACACUGGCAGACCCAUAUAAGGGAGAUAGCGAAAAGUCAGCGUUAUGGCUACGUCACCAAAAUAAAGGCACAUCCUGACAACUAGAUAAUUCAAAUGUGAAUGUUCGGCUUGCAAGUUCAUGCGUUGUUAAAGAGAAGAGUCCGCAGAUUUAGUAGCCGCAAUUGGAACCUGAAAAUACACUGCAGUGUGCGUUCUCGGCAUUGCAGGUACCACUUGUUUCAGUAUAUAUAGACUAUUAAAAUAAUAGUAAUACGUGUAAGCUUCGAAUAUUUGUCUCGUCGCAUGAUGUAUGAUGUGCCGUGUAACUAUUUGAGUGUCACGCUUUUUUUGAAAACCACGUCGGAAGACCAUAACGUGUACAGGAUAGUUACGUAUUACAUUUAGACCGUCGAUUCAAGGUUGGGCGUUCAAGUUCAUUGAAUUCGAUAGCUCAAUAAUUACGUUUUAAUCAUUAUCGAUAAACUGAUUCUUAAAACGUAUACAAAGUGUAAUUUAACAAGUGAUGUGCGGUUGCGUGGUUGUCAUUUAUAAUAGUUAAGUUUGGGCUAGUUAGCGAAUGUACAAGCUUCAGGUGGCACGAUAAUAUCAUCAUCUAUCAUCUGACGCAAGCCGCUGUCAAGCCAGUGGAAGGAAUGAAGCUGGAACAGGGUCUUACCGUCAACAUAACUACUGUAAAGCCCACAUUCACUAAAAUUGAAAAAAACGCUUAUUUCUGUACACGGAAAAAACUCCCAACUAUCCUCAAUUAAGUUUAAAGGGUAGCAAGUGACUGGAUCUCGUUGAGCUGUAUUAUGGCAAGCUUAGGUGAGAAAUCGCGCAAAUCACUUUUCGAGCGGUUAGGUAUUAGGACAAAGAUAGAGUUCUUCAGUCAUAUAAGUGGACGUUAAAGUAUAUGAUGAUAUAGUUUCUGAGUACGCCUCGGUGUCGGGUGCAAUUUUUAUCGAGCUUUUGUUGCGACUUAAGAAAUAUAGAACGCUGAGCUAGAGGGGUUAACAGUUAUUUUUAGGCAUGUAUGUGGUAUAUGGUCACGAACAAUUCAUGAUUCUAUAAAAUUCUUGGCUUUAUACCGCUGAGUUGCAUCACAGAGUCGGCUUGUAACUAAAUAUAUUUGUAAUUGGUGUUAGAGAUGUUGUAGUCAAAACGUAAACCACCUUCUCGUCUUUUCGUAUUUUGUCGAAUCGUUGGGCACGUUGUAAAUCAUUCUAGGCGAUUCAUGCAAUGGCUAAAAACGCAGUAGUAGAUUUUUCAGAUAUAUCUCUUGCCUGUAAUAGACGUUAAAUGGGCAUCACAGUAUACACUGUAAAAUAGAUAUGUAUAAACUGUAUGUAUGUGUACAUGAAAUAUAUACAUAUGCAUAAUAUAUCUGUAAAUGAA
Messenger RNA from Varroa destructor (honeybee mite), 6026 nucleotides. RefSeq lists its product as uncharacterized. Gene Ontology annotation, molecular function: chromatin binding; DNA binding. Gene Ontology annotation, cellular component: chromocenter; nucleus. Lineage: Eukaryota; Metazoa; Arthropoda; Arachnida; Mesostigmata; Varroidae. The record is from RefSeq and is a predicted model, not a curated record.